ACACUGGCUUGGAAUGUGGUGUCGUGUAGACUGCCAUUGCUACACUUUGAUUUGUUCGGGAAAUAAAGCUGAUUUUUUUUUAUUACAGUCUUGUUUGCACAGUAAAGACAGAUUAUUUUGUGCCGACAAUCUUGUUUGUGAAAUAAAGAAAAUAAUUUUUGGUGACAAACUUUGUUUUUUAAAAUAAAGACCGAUAUCUUGUGGUGACAAUGGAUCAAGGGGCCAGACCAAGACAACAGGGUGCGAGUGGUGAUCCGUCAAGGUUAUCGACACGUAUACCGGAUUAUAAGAAGACUCCCAGCCCUAUCUUCACCGAGCAAAGAGAAAUAGGAAACUAUAGUAUUGACAACGAAGGGAAGUUUCAUCAUGAUGCCCGGCAGCUGAGAAAAUAUGUCCCUCCGGAAGAUAAUAAAAAUGUUAGGUUUGAUGUGACGAGUGGCACUGAGGACGCGAUACAGCGAGACGAGACGGACAAUAGAGAGAAGUAUAAAACAUUUCUUCAGUGGAUUGUGGAGGACAAGAACAGAUUUCUGAUGGAAAAGCCAGCAAAAACACACGGUUCUCGCCCAAAAGGGAACGGCCGAUUCCACAGUUUGUCUCCAGAUUUUGUUUGCACCAGAGGUCUGGUCAGCCGAGUGCUUUGUGUGCCUUAUGAAAACAACAAUGUGCUUGAGUUGUCUGUCAUCAAGUUCCGAGGCACAUACUUUUUGUGUGAGGGUGAUUAUCCCUUCACCGGGGAAGCGAAUGUGUGGGGCUAUAGAUUCGAGCAAUACGUCACUGCAGACAAAGGAACAGGGAUACCGGAUCUGUCAAGACCCAUCAAUACAAACGAGCGAUUUUAUUCUGUGGUGCGCUCUCAGUUAGGGCAGCAUUCACUAGUGUGCCGGGGGGAGGUGGACUGUGUGGAUGUCAAUCAAGAAGAAGGGAAUAGGUACGUGGAGCUUAAGAUUAAAAAGAUCCGAGAAGACCCCAGGGGGGACGUGAAUUUCCUGAGAUACAAAUUGCUGCAGUGGUGGGCACAGAGCGUCUCAGGAGGGGUCCCUGUUGUUGUGUGUGGCUACUACUCCAAGGAGAACGACGUAGAGGCAAUGGUCAAGAAGACUAAAACUUAUAAAGUGAAGGACAUGCCACAGAAGGCACAGGUAAAUGUGGGUUUUUAAAAAUGUUGCAGGUGA
Aplysia californica (California sea hare) is the source of this 1175-nucleotide messenger RNA. Its product is annotated as decapping and exoribonuclease protein-like. The record is from RefSeq and is a predicted model, not a curated record. Gene Ontology annotation, cellular component: cytosol; nucleus. Gene Ontology annotation, molecular function: mRNA 5'-diphosphatase activity. The coding region runs from base 210 to 1160 and encodes 316 amino acids. NCBI's taxonomy places the organism in Eukaryota, Metazoa, Mollusca, Gastropoda, Aplysiida, Aplysiidae. The transcript is spliced from 5 exons. Gene Ontology annotation, biological process: nuclear-transcribed mRNA catabolic process; NAD-cap decapping.